Maniola jurtina (meadow brown) is the source of this 5161-nucleotide messenger RNA. RefSeq names its product zinc finger protein Xfin-like. The record is from RefSeq and is a predicted model, not a curated record. NCBI's taxonomy places the organism in Eukaryota, Metazoa, Arthropoda, Insecta, Lepidoptera, Nymphalidae. Bases 207 to 4919 code for a protein of 1570 amino acids. Gene Ontology annotation, cellular component: nucleus. The transcript is spliced from 5 exons. Gene Ontology annotation, molecular function: zinc ion binding.
UGCGCAGAACGACAGGUGGUCGCGAGUCGAGCCAGCUACCCCGAGGCCCGACCGAACAUCGACUUCUCAUGCUCAUCAUCAGCCGCUAUCGUGUUCAAGCAAGAACGAUAUGCAGUGCUUUGUGUUCAAGUGGUCGUGGUGACAUGGCGUCCGUGUUUUAAGUGUUUUAAAAGGUGUUAAUGCGUUAAAAGUUGUGUUUAUUUACAAUGAAUGUGAAUUAUGACCGUGUUUGUAGACUGUGCUUGUCAUCUCGAUGUGAAUUACUACCGAUAUUUCCUACCACCAGUUCGGAUGACUCGGAUCCUCCUGUCCUCGCUUCGAAAAUAAAAGACUGCGUGUCAGUGCAGAUAAGCGAAAAUGACGUUCUGCCAACCAAUGUCUGCAGGAAAUGCAUGGAUAAUGUCAACAACUGGCAUAUAUUUAAGGCUGUGUGUGAGAGGAGCCAAAACAAAUUACAGUCUCUGACUAACAAGGAAAGCAGCCAACUUGAAGAGUUGAAUAUAAAAAAUGAGCCUCUAUCUGAUGAAGCCUAUGAUGAUGGAGUGGUCAUUGAUGGAUCAUACCCAGACAGUGAGAAUGCUGGCCCAUCAAAUAAAUUGCAGCCAGAGGGUCCCCCGAUUUUGGCUUCACUGGGGCUUACGCCAAGAAGUGAUAAGGGCGUGGAUAGUGAAAAGGACGAGGAUUAUGAAGAGGAAGAAGAUCGCGAAGAAAUGACCGAGCAGCAGUCUUAUAGAAGUGUGCCUCAAAUGCCUGAAGUUUCCAUCACCGUCAUGCGCCCAACUGGGGAGACUCUUCACGCUCGUCAAGGUAUUCAACAGAUCGCCUCUAAGGACUGUCUGGUUUGCGGCCGCUCCUACAGAUACUCACACAAUGCACGCAGACAUGAACUGGGUGCCCACGGUUUCGACAGAUACACUAACAAAACCACAGCAAAGAAAUCAUCCUACAGUCAUAUGCUACCCAAAUUUAGGCCCAAUCCUUUCAACCCUAAAGCACGUUUGAUGCCGAAUCCAAUCAACCACAAAAUGCAAUACAUACCAAAACCUGUCCCAACUAAAAUGAUGCCCCAGAAAGUUGUUGCACCACCAAAACCUAUUCCAAUUAGAACCCCUAAAACUCAGCAGAACAAUUUACCAUACCCCCUUCGCAUUAAAGCUUUAAAAGACCUGCAAAUAAAGAAAAAGGAACCACAAAUAUUGAAAACUUUACUUACAUCGAAGCCUGAAGUUUUAGUUUCCGAACCUGAAAUAAUAAACUCUGGUCCAGAAAGUCCCGAGACAUUGAUCUCCGAACCAGAAAUAGCAUCCUUUCAAGUGGAGACAAUUCUAUCAGAGCCAGGUGGCUUUAUCAAUCAACCCCACGAAGACGAUGAGAUGGAAGAUGAUAAUAAUCAAGAGCAGAACUAUGACACUGUUGAUAUGGAAUCUGAUAAUGAAAUAGAAAUCGCUCAGAAGCAAGAAAACAAUAUUGAUAUUGAAGAGAAUCAUAUUGGAGUUGAUGCUGAAGAACAGGCACAAGAAGACGAAAACAAUGAUGAAGGUGAUCAUGAAAAAGAACGUAUGGAAGAUAAUGUGGAUAGUCAAGACAUGAGUAUCGAGAAUAAUAUUAAUGCAGACCUUGUAACAACCGCUAAAGAAGAACAGGAUGAAGAUAACGGCGAAAAGGAAAAUAACGACCAAGAUGCCAAUCACGAAGACAAUGAAGAUGACGAAGAUAUGCCCCCAAUGAGCAUUGCUCCUGUGGUCGAGAUUAAUGAAGAUUUACAAAAUAACUCUUACAACAGUGAAGGUAAUGAAGAUGAAGACCUCGACGAGACAGUCGAUCCCAAUGACACUGUUGAUGGUGAUGAACCAACAGCAAAAGAGUUAGAUCCAAAUAAAGUGUAUGUUACUAAAUCACAAAGAGAUUUCAUUUUGCAAUAUCGUGAUAUUAUUGAACAAAUCAACACGAAGCUUUGUCUCUGUUGUAAUAAAGAACAUCCGCGUAGAAAAGCGGUAAUACAACAUUUACAGAAAAAUGGGCAUAAAGUUCCUAAACAUACAUGCUAUAAUUGUGUGGUUACAUUCACUCACAUCGGAGCUUUACUCAGCCACAUGAGAGCUAACACUUGUACCAAUCUGUGGAAAAUAAUUUACGAUGAAAAAGGCAUCCCUGAUGAUAUGGUAGUGGAAGAUGAUGAAGAACCAAAAGACGUGAAAGUUCAAUAUAAAGACAUUCUCAAUGCAAGAUCUUAUGCAUGCAAAUUGUGUCCAGCCAAAUUCCAAUUGAAGCAGUUUAUAAUGAAGCACGUCCUAGACGUUCACGAAGAUGGCCAAUCUCGAGUCCCUCAUUCCUGCGUUCAUUGCGGGUUACGAUUCAAAGAAAAAAGUAUCGGCAAGAAGCACAUUCGCAAUGGAGAUUGUACUGUUUACAUCGCUUGCGAUUUAUGUUCUGAGAAAUUCUCGACUACACACGAGUUUAACGAACACGCCGUAGCCGCCCACGCGGGCAGCUUCGACCCGGACAGCCAGAGCAAGUGCGUCGACGGCAGGCCGACGGACUGCCCCAUCUGUGGAAAGAAGAACAGCAGCUAUCCUAAUUUGGUCAAACACUUGAGAGCGAUACACGACGAUGAAAAACCUCAUCACUGUCAACAUUGCGAUGCCAAGUUCGAACAAGCGUCCGAAAUUAACAAACAUAUUUACAUGGAGCACUCCAAUCGAAUGCUGGGUAUGACCACCGAGCCCGACAUGUCGCUCGUGAAGGAGGAAGCCGAGGAGUACCACUACUCGUGCACGGAGUGCAACGCCAUCUUCGAAACCGUCGACGCGUGGACCGACCACCAGGUCGCGGAACACAACCAGAUCGCUCACCACUGCGACCAGUGCGAGAAGAAAUUCUUGCGUCCGUCAGAACUCGCCGAACAUAAAAAUACACAUCUCCGAGUUAAAUUCUACCCAUGCAGUAUUUGUUCCAACUCUUACAGCUCUCCACAGAAACUGUCCGAACACCUCCAACAGGCUCACCCCAGUGGUGGUCGAAAUUCGGAUAGUGAAUUUUACUGCGAUAUAUGCGUACGAUCGUUCAAGAGCCGUCAGGCGUUUUCUAAUCAUAUGCGUAUUCAUGCUAAAGUGCCCACAACUAAUAGGAAACCUGGUGAACCGAAGGGCUUUCCACCUCAAAUAAUAGGAAAGCCCAUUAAACAAUUUUCAAUGCAACCCGGAUUCAGCCCAUUUGUGCCGAACGCCCCUUACUGCUGUGACAUUUGUGGAAAAGGAUUCAUGCAUAAGAAAAACAUAUGGAAGCAUAAGAAGGUGUUGCAUGCAGAUAUUCUCAAUGACAGAGUCGAUAGCGAAGAGAAUACUAUGCACGCGUCUACCGAGGAAGACGAUUACAAUGUGGACGAAAAUGGCGCAAUUCUGUCUACUCCGCAGUUCAAUAGUUUCAACUUUACAAACCUUUCCAACAAUAUGCAACAGACAUCACAAGAUGCGCUCCCAUACUCCUGUGACAUAUGUUAUAAGCGCUUCCCGCUUAGAACGAGUUUGUGGAAGCACAAGAGAGCUAAACAUGGAAUCGCGUAUGGUUCAAACGCAGGUGGCUCUGAAGGCCAACCGGCACCGACGCCGUCAGAAGGCAGGUCGAGUUGCACCAUAUGUAAAAUAUCAUUUCCCGAUAAGAAGUCUUACUACCGUCACAGAAAAAACAUUCAUAAAUCUUCCGUACAGAUGUGCAAAAUUUGUGGAAAACCACUCAGCUCGACCUUAGAACUUUACGAGCAUUUGAAGGCAGCGCAUGCUCGUGAAUUGUUGGGUUAUGACGCCAAUCAAGGAACGAGUAAGCAAGAGGCCGUACAAGAGGCGGAGCCGGACUACGAUGCAGAACAAGAUCUGGUCGACCCCGGUGCUGAGUUCCAAGCGCGAUAUCCAUGUGAUACUUGUGGCAAACAGUUUGUUGGCUUAUUGGCUUUGCAAAACCAUCAGUGUAUCAAUCAGAUAACAUCGCAGCCGCAAACCUUCGACUGUGAAAUAUGUCACAAGAGCUACACUUCGAUCGCCGCUUUGAAGAGCCACCGCGGCUGGCAUCUGAGGUCUCCCGACGGUAAGGCGGCCGCGAAUAACACGGGACUCUGGAUGCCUCAGAAUAAAGUUACGACGAAAAUAAGUAAACACGAGGUUACCGAACCCAUACCGACUCGCGCGUCCCAACCGACGCCGACCACCAGCGUGCCAAAGAGGAGGUUACCACCGGAAGUGGAGGUCACAGUGGUUAACCCGAAUAAGAAGUUACGGUCUGAUGAUUCUAUCGAAAUGGAACACCAAAAUAACUUGUCCGGUGGACCCGAAGACAGGUACUGUAACAUUUGCGACAAAGAGUUUACCAAGCGAGCUGCAUAUCAGCGUCACAUGGACGAGGUGCACCAACCUAAUUCUGUGUUCUGCCCAGUCUGCGAUAAGAGCUUCACUCGAAAGUCUACGCUCAUCGUGCAUAUGAAGAAACAUUACGAAGGAGGGGAAGGGACGUCUAGUUUGGGUCAAAUGGAGGAUGACGGGCACGCGUGUGACGUUUGCGGCGCUCAGUUCGACAGCGUGAAGGAUUUGAGUAAGCACAAGGCCUUGCAUCACGCGGAAGACUCCGGCGGCGACUCGGACGACGACGGCAGCAUGCCGAUGCCGCAGCCCGGGGAAUUCACGUGCGGCCAGUGCGGCGACGGCGUGGCCACUCCGCGCGACCUCAUCGCGCACCGCUCGAUGCACGCCACGCCAACCAAGUUCUUCUGCAACAUUUGUAAAGUUUACUUCGCGCGCGCCCUCGACCUGUCCUCUCACACUCGAGCCAGGCACUCGGACAACGAGAAAGUUUUCUUCCCUUGUGCUAUGUGCGACCGAUUUUAUAUGAACAAAAAGAGUUUGCAACGGCACAUUGAAAUGAUGCACUGAUUGCUUUAAGUUGCAAUCGGUCCUGCUUUAAGUUCAAUUAUAUAGAGGGACAUUGACCGUGACUUAAAUUGAAUGAGGUUUCCUUAGAGUGGCGAGUACAGAAAUAAGAAUAAAAAUAGAAAUGUUAUAAGAGUGUGAGACUGUGGCUAAUUCUGUUCUACACAAUCUUUAAACUAAACUGCAUUGACGGGUCUAAAUCUAGCGCUAUCCUUCUCGGCAGGGAGCAUUACGAAAGGGAUAGC